Molecule: messenger RNA, 1906 nt
Organism: Ruditapes philippinarum (Manila clam)
Lineage: Eukaryota; Metazoa; Mollusca; Bivalvia; Venerida; Veneridae
Product: putative acyl-CoA synthetase YngI
Exons: 2
Coding region: 66-1745 (559 amino acids)
Source: RefSeq, a predicted model, not a curated record
UAAAAAAGAAGAUUAUUUUCUAAUACAUUCUUUUCAGUAAGCAUUGCAAAAAAGACGAAUUGAGAAUGGCUCGCAUUUACGAAACAAGUUAUGUAAGGGUUGAAGAUAACGACAAAGAAGUACGUUUUAAAAACAUAAUUGAAUGCAUUAAAGAAUAUUCUUCUACGAAAUCGGACAUAGACGCUUUCAUUUUCGUCUCAACAGAUGGAGACAGGCAAAGUGUAACAUGGCAAGCUCUGUACGAGAGAUCGUGUGCAGCGGCAAGAGCAAUUUUACGGCUCGGUGUAAAAAGAAAGGAAAUAGUUGCAGCAAACCUUCGUUCGUGUCCUGAAUGGCUGUAUGCCACAUUCGGAUCUAUGAUUGCAGGCGCCAUUCCGAUGAGUAUCACAUUUACAUACUCAGAUGGAAGCGACCUAGUAGCGACCAUGGAAAAACUACAAUGCUGCUCGCUGUUGAUAAUGGACCCUGGAUUUGACAACGUUAAUUGGAACAUUUUGCAAAAGCUACUCGAAUACCACGAUGUCACAGGCGCAGUGAAAUCGACAAAAUUACCUUAUCUUCGAUAUCUACUCGGUGUUGGUUUUGAAAAUGCGUCUGGCGACGUUAGAGACUUCAGAGGUUCGUUUCUUGAUGAUACAUCGAUUGAUGUAAAUUUUGCUAAUAUAGAAUCAGAUGAUGUUGCGACAUUCCUACAAACGUCCGGGAGUACGGGAAUACCGAAGCUUGUUGUACAUACACACGGGACUCUGUUAUCUGCAAGUGGCACGAAUCUCAUAGCCUUUGAUUCAAAUCACAAAAUAUUCAAUGAUAGACCAUUUAUUUGGAUCGGAGGAUAUCCGUUCUCAGUUAUGACCGGUCAAACACGAGUAACAGUAUCAGGAUUUUGUGAUGCACCGAAAAAUCGAGUCGCUUUUAUGAAGGAUGUUAUACUAAAAGAGAGAUGCACUUUAACUGUUGGUUUACCACCACUAAUGGCGGAGCUAAAAAGAUCACAGGAUGAUCUGCCUUCCGAUUGGCCAAUAAAGGGAAUAUUGACUGGAGGUCAGCCAAUGACAAAAUGUCUAGCAAGCUGCAUUGGAAAAGCUGGCAAGUUUCUUUGCUGCAUUUAUGGGUCGUCUGAAGUGGUAUUCCUUACCCAGUUUUUGGUUGAAAAUGAGACAGACUUAACAGAAUAUGCGUGUGGCACGGCCUUAAAACUGAAAGGACUUGAAAUGAAAAUUGUUGACGAAAAUGGCCAGACGUUACCAGUAAACACACGCGGAGAGAUAUAUGUUAAAACUCCAGGUAUGUUUAAGGGGUAUUUGAAUGACCCAGAGAAAACAAAAGCUGUCAUGACACCGGACGGUUGGUAUAAAUCGGAUGAUAUUGGACGAAUUACCGAGAACGGACUAUUUUUCGUAGAGGGACGAAAAUCGAACAUGAUCAUAUCUGGGGGACUCAACGUUGCCCCUGAAAUAUUAGAGCAAGUUAUAAAGACAUUUCCAGGUGUUGAAACAGCUGUCAUCGUUCCUGUACCAGACGCCAUUUACUACCAGGUCGUGUGCGCAUGCGUAGUGAGGAAACCCGGAAGUGAUCUUACUGAAGAGAUGCUGCGAAAAGUUUGCGAGGACUUCCAUGCUGAUAAACCAGGGCUUUUCACUGUUCUUCCAAAGUUCUACAUGUUCAUAGAUAAACUUCCAGAGACUAAUACCGGAAAAAUUGACAGGCGAGCAAUCAUAAAAAUCGCAUGUGACAAAUUUAAAUGAUAUUUUAUAUACCUGCUCCAUACUCCAAAUUAUUUACAUUUGUAGUCAUACAGAUUUACUAUUUGUUCCAGUGUACUGGUUUUAUGUGCACAAAUAUCGCCUAUUUACUUCCUUACGUAUUGUUGUACAGUAUAUUGUAUCUUAAAUAAAUAUGAAUACAU